AAGGAGAGGGGAAAAGAAAAAUCUGGCCUUGGCCUCCGGGCGAUUCCGCUCCGGCGCCGCAAGCUGCUUCUCUCCUCGCUCCUCGUCCAGGGCUGCCGCGCCACCAGGACCAGGACCAGGACCAGGACCAGGGUUUCUUGCUCGGCUCCGAGCAAGCCAGGCGCCAUUCCCCGGAUCCAACUCCCCAACCACGACACGACACGACACGACACGACAGCGCAGUUUCUAUAAAGGUGAAGUGCGCCGGCCGAUCAGUUGGCGCAAUGGGCGUCGAGGAGGAGCAAGACGUGCAGCAACCGGACGGCGCCGCCGCAAAGCCCGAUGCCGCCAGGUCGCCAACUACUCCGGAACACGGUCAGCAAAAACCGAGCAACCCCCGUGUGUCCACCUGCAGCUCGGACAAGGACGAUGGCCUAGCUCUCUGCCGGGUGUGCCACUGCGUCGAGCCUGACCUGAGAGGCGAGUCUGCUCUGGGUUUCCUCGGCAUCGUGCCGCCUUCUCCUGAUCCAUCCUGCCUCAAGGCCGACAAGGACCCGGACAAUGACGCCACCAAGAAUUCCACCAGCAAGGAUGGCAUUGAUGUUCCCAAGUUUCUCGAGUUCAUAAGCCCUGAGGGGGAGAUCUUCAAGUGCGCCACCGACAUCGAAUCGGGCCCUUUGCGCCCGCAAGACGACGUCGUGAACCUUGGAUGCUCCUGCAAGAACGAGCUCGCCCUCGCGCACUACGCGUGCGCGCUCAAGUGGUUCAUCAGCCACGGGUCCACCGUGUGCGAGAUAUGCGGGAACGUCGCCACGAACGUGCGGCCCGAGGACUUCAACAUGGUGCUCGCGUCGUUGAAGGAUUACGAGGCUCUGAGGGAAAGGACGUCUACCGGGGAUCUCUCCUACUUGCACUACAGGGCGGACGCGUCCGUCGACCCGGUCGCCCUUGCUGCAGUACGGAGACAGCGGCUCUGCGAGAUUUCAUCAUGGUUCAACCCUCACAACACGCAUUUCGUGUUUUCUCGGAGUCAGAGGCACAACAACAACAACAACGAAGAGGUGCCAGUUAGCCCAAGUAAUAACUCUGCAGACUAUAGUGUUUCGGCUUGGGGGCCAUCACACGGGGGGUCGACUGUCGGGAGUACCGGAGCUUUUGUUGCAAUCGCCCUAGCUUUUGUUAUCCUUGCAUGGUUUGUUGCUCCACAUGUUGGCAAGAGAGCGGCUGCGAUCAUCCUUCACAUGCUUCUGGGAGGCCUAUGCUCGUUGACUAUAAUAAUCUCGCUGAGAUUUGUAAGUAAACUGCAAUGCUUAACAUAUAUGGUGUUCCCGAGAAUCCAGUUUGGGUCGAUGCGAUACUGGGCGAUCCUGUUCAUGUCCUGGUUCCUCGUGUUUGGAGUGUGGGCCUCGAGAACCCGCACCAUCCGCAGCGCUUCAUGAUAAUAAUAUCCGAGUGUGCCCUCGGUGAGCCGUUGUGAGGAACUAGGACCGCGUCGCAAGGGUAGCGUCCACGGCAGCGUUAGGUAUUGUCGUCCUUGUCUAUAUCCGCCGCUAUAUCAUGGGUGCGUUCUUUGUAGCUGAAUUAUGUUUCAGAUGUAUAUGUGUUGGGCCGAGAAAACAAGAAUUUAUGUUAGUGGGGGCUUUUAUGGUGGUCUGCUCUGCUACUCAGUUUGAGAUGCAGAUGGAAUGCUGGUUGUUGAGCAUUGUGGAUAUGGGAAAUGAUAUGUUGUUAUAUGUU
Messenger RNA from Hordeum vulgare subsp. vulgare (domesticated barley), 1716 nucleotides. RefSeq lists its product as uncharacterized. Lineage: Eukaryota; Viridiplantae; Streptophyta; Magnoliopsida; Poales; Poaceae. The transcript is spliced from 5 exons. Gene Ontology annotation, molecular function: zinc ion binding. The record is from RefSeq and is a predicted model, not a curated record. Bases 264 to 1418 code for a protein of 384 amino acids.